This is a messenger RNA of Cololabis saira (Pacific saury), 5423 nucleotides long. It is a transcript of the gene rimbp2a, whose product is annotated as RIMS binding protein 2a. The coding region runs from base 327 to 4115 and encodes 1262 amino acids. NCBI's taxonomy places the organism in Eukaryota, Metazoa, Chordata, Actinopteri, Beloniformes, Belonidae. Gene Ontology annotation, molecular function: protein binding. Gene Ontology annotation, biological process: neuromuscular synaptic transmission. The record is from RefSeq and is a predicted model, not a curated record. The transcript has 23 exons.
CAAUUCCCCACCCAUACAGCGCACGGAAGAAGGGAAGACACCAGAGCAAGGAGGAAGAAGGAGUGAGCGACACCUCAGUAGAGAUGCUCUUAUGCUAGCCAACAGACACGAAAGAAAAACUUCAUGCUGCCUUGCAAGAGAAAAAGCAUCUGAACCUUGAGCUCAUCAAUCACCAGCUGAAGGCAUCCAAGUAUGACGAGGUGAGAUCCGACUAUGACCAGUUGAGACAAACAUUUGCUGUGGUGAGCGAGGAGCGAGACGCAGCCCAGCAGCACAGGAGCCAACUCCAGGUGAAAGUUGAUAACCUGGAGCAGGUUCUAAAGCAUAUGCGUGAGGCUAUCGAGCGGAAGCAGCAGUUGCAGACAGAGCAUGAGCAAAUCUUGGAGGCCCUUCACACCAAGCAGAAAGAGAUCAAUCAGUUGCAGAAGGCUUGGCUUCAAAAUGAUCAGGAGCAUGAUGACGCAGUACAACUAUUAGAGGUCAAAGUUUGUGACCUGGAACAGAAAUGCAGGUCACACAGUGAAAACUUCCACCAGCUGUCCAAAGAGCUGCUGAAUUUCCGUUUGCAAUCAGCGCCUGUGGAGAUCGUAAAAAUUAACCCCAGUUCCGCAUCCCAGACCCGAUCCUUACCAGGGAACAGAGUCCCAACGGUCAUAGCUGGACUUGAAGCCAAAUCAAAGAAAGGUGAUGAGAUUGUGCCACUCCUGAUCUCCCAGUUUUUGCCCUGCGCGUUGUACACCGGGGACGGUGAACCAGACUUGCUGUCUGUCAAAUCCAGCACUGUGACGGACCACCCCAUCAGCUUCCCACAGCUUUCCCUGUUAGAGAUGGAGGAUGAAGCCAGCCCAUCAUCCAGGUCCAAACCUCGCUACACAGGCCAGGUCCGCCUUUGCACUGCCCGCUACAGUUAUAACCCCUAUGAUGGACCGAAUGAGCAUCCUGAAGCAGAGCUCCCCCUUGUGGCUGGAAAGUAUCUGUAUGUGUAUGGAAAGAUGGACGAUGAUGGGUUCUAUGAAGGAGAAUUACUGGAUGGCCAAAGAGGACUUGUUCCUUCCAACUUUGUUGAAUUUGUCCAGGACAAGGACAAACCAGCCGGUGAGGGAGGGGGAGACCUGGGCUCUCUGGACCACAUGCCCCUAGCUUUGAUGUCAGCAGACGGAGGUCCGCCCCAUGAUAACCUCCUAGGCUCAAGCCUCGCCUUGGUUCCUUGUAGUAAUGGAACAGGAGAGCCCUUGGAUCCCGAGGACCUCGCUGAAGACAUUGUGCCUUACCCCCGUAAGAUCAACUUGAUCAAGCAGCUGGCACGGAGCGUUAUCGUGGCCUGGGAGACUCCGUUAGUGCCUUUGGGCUGGGGGAACAUCAAUGGCUACAAUGUAUUAGUAGACGGGGAGCUUCGUGCCACUAUACCAUACACUGGUCGCACCAAAUGUUUGCUGGAGAAGCUGGAACUGGACACGUGUGUUUAUCGCGUGUCGGUGCAGAGCGCGACGGACCGAGGCUUGUCAGACGAGCUGCGCAGCACCUUGCUGGUAGGAGCCAAUGUGGUGGUGGCGCCUUGCGGUCUGAGGGUGGAUGACAUCCAGCGUGACACUGCCGAGCUCUCGUGGUUGCCUAGCAACAGUAACUAUGGUCACACUGUAUUCUUAGAUGGGGUGGAGCACGCAGUAGUAAAGGCAGGAAGGUAUAGACUACGCUUCCACAACCUGAAGCCCCUGACGGUGUACAAAGUGACUGUGGUGGCGCAGCCCCACCAGGUGCCAUGGCAACUGCCACUGGAGCAAAGAGAGAGGAAAGAAGCUGGUGUGGAGUUUUGCACACAGGCAGCAGGUCCAACACCAUUUUGCAUAACAGGUCCACCACUGCCUCCCCACGAUGUUCAGGUGCACUGUGGACAGGGUCAAGGGGUCCUACAGGUUCGCUGGAAGCCUCCCAUCCUUUCUCCCACAGGCACUUCUAAUGGGGCAAAUGUCAUUGGCUACGCAGUCUGCACUAAAGGACAGAGGAUAGCUGAGGUGUUAUUCCCAAUGGCAGACUAUGUUUCUAUUGAACUGACAAGGAUUCAAUGCCUGGAGGCCAGGGAAGUCAUCGUUAAGACUCUGUCAUUACAGGGAGAAUCCCAGGACUCACACGUCGCUGUCAUUCCAAACAACCUGCUUGUGCCUCUACUCCCAAUUCCCCUGCCCCCACCAAUGCACCCUCAUGGAGGCCCCCCUCCACAUCCCCAUGCUCAACCCCACCUCCAAUCCCCUCACCUUCCUCAUCCUACACCCCAACUUCCCGCUCCACCCCAUGGGCAACCGAUACCUACCAAUCCUCCACAUCCACAAACCCUUCCCAGACUGCCUCAUCCGAGCGGGCCCCCCCAACUUCAGCUUCGACCCCCACAUCCCCAACCUCCGCCCCUACAUCUGCAGCCUCGGCCCCCCAACCAGGGUCCCAGACCCCAGCACCAACUGCCUCUGCUGCCCCACCCCCAAACCCACCUUAUACCUCAGAGACCAGUAAGUGCCAGAGACAUAGAUGCCAAAGAGCACACAAUCCACCACGGAGGAGCUAUUCUACCCGGCCAGCCUGGUUGGGACCCAACACGAUCUCCUUCACAACCUCCUGUGCCCAUGCAAGGCCACACUCUUGAGGCUCCUCCCCCUCCCAAUCUUCGCUCACCUUCCCCGCAAAGGAUCCUUCCUCAACCCCGAGGAACUCUCAUUCCGGACACCAUGGCUAAAGCCAUCGCUCGAGAAGCAGCACAGAGAGUGGCAGCAGAGAGUGGCAAGGGAGACAGGAGACAAGAAAGGUAUGGAGAACAGGGUCAUUCCUUUCACCAGCAUCACUCUGACGAGGAAGAGGAAGAUGAGGAAGGAUUUGCGCGUAGCCGUCGGAGAGGACCCUCAGUUGAUGAGUUUCUCAGAGGCUCUGAGCUGGGAAGGCCGCCUCACUAUAGUCACAAUGAAGAUUAUCACAGCGAAAGCAGCCGGGGCUCUGACCUGUCUGACAUCAUGGAAGAGGAUGAGGAGGAACUGUACUCUGAGAUGCAGCUGGAAGAGGGACGGCGACGCAACUCACACAACACACCCAAGACAAACAGUCCUGCUGGGGGCCACCGUGACCGGGACAGUGGGAGACGAGUUCAUCAUGGUGGUUCUCACCCUCAAAGGCGACCUCUAAUGGUCCCAUCUAUUGAUGGCUACAGGGAUCGGGAUCGGGAUCGCCGCUCCCCCACAUACUAUGAUGAGUCUGAACCCGAGGAGCCAUUUCGGAUUUUUGUGGCCCUUUUUGACUACGAUCCUCUGUCCAUGUCCCCCAACCCCGACGCAGCUGACGAGGAGCUUCCAUUCAAAGAGGGGCAGAUUAUUAGGGUAUAUGGUGAUAAAGACACAGACGGGUUUUACAGAGGAGAGGUGAGAGGCAGGAAGGGGCUCAUCCCCUGUAACAUGGUUUCAGAGAUACGAGCAGACGACGAGGAGACCAUGGAUGAGCUCAUCAAACAGGGCUUUCUGCCACUCAGCACACCCGUGGACAGAAUAGAGCAGAACAGAAGAGGCCAACGUCGAGAUCAGGCCUCAACGAGGAUGGUGGCUCUGUACGACUAUGACCCCAGAGAGAGCUCGCCCAAUGUUGAUGUUGAGGCUGAGUUGACGUUUUGUGCCGGUGACAUCAUCGCUGUGUUUGGAGACAUUGAUGAAGAUGGCUUUUAUUAUGGUGAGAUGAACGGUCAUCGUGGUCUAGUUCCAUCUAACUUUCUGGAAGAAGUGCCUGAUGACGUGGAGGUGUAUCUGACCGAUACACCGUCCCAUUACCCCCAGGAAGGGACUCCCAGCCGCCCCCCUGCCAACUCUGCCACUGUAUCAGAGGGAAAACGGGACUUAGGGGUCUUAAAGUUGCAGUUGGUUACCUCAGAAACCACUGACACAGUCAACAACAUCCCCACACCUGUCCGGGCACCAUCCGCCAUCGUUCGCCCCCUCCUCCCAGGGACCAUGAGACUCCUCAGCCCUACAAGGGUCCCCAACAUCCCACUGGACCCCAGGGAUCCCCAAGAUUUGGCAAACAAGAAGAAGAAAGGACUACUAUCAAAGGGAAAGAAACUGCUGAAGAGACUCUCCCCAGUGAAAUGAAAACAAAGAGGCAUAAAUGUACAAUAUAUACUUGGCUCUGUAUAUAGCAUCCACACAGCCAGCUCUGAUCUGAUACACACAUGACAGAGAGGAGAUAAGAUUUGUCUCCUGACUGGCUGAGCCUCAGUGGCGAUACAAACAUGUUCAGAGAUGGAUACAAAUCACGUACAUUUUGAGCAGUGCAGUGCCAAAAUCAUGAGCAAAUAUUACUGUGAUGUAUUUAAAUCAAGUGAACAUUUGAAGAAAAGAAAAAAAAAGAAAACUAGGAUUUUCAUGACAUGUAUUUUUCCUGUUUAUUACAAGACAAAAUAAACUUUACAGUUAUUUAAAGCAGGGUAGCUGUGAAAACAAACCAUCUGGUUAUACAAGUUUCCAAAAGGCUUUUCUCAGCAAAAGAAAAAAAAAAAAAAGCUAUGGUGGCUGCUAACUAAAAUUUUAUUCAGUGCAAUAUUAUGGGGGAAGUGGUAGCUUUUUCUCUUAUGAAAGGAAUUUUGGCAAGAAUAUCAGAUUGGCAAGAGGGCAUUAAACACCAGGCGAGCUUUGCUGACUCAGUGGCCUUUAAAACAAUAUGGGGAUGACAUUCCUGGUUUGAUUAGAAACCACACUUAUACCUGGUGUCUGUUUUAUAACAGGUCUCCAGUGCUUUGUCAUCAUUAAGGACUGAAUUAGAACAGUAAUAUCUGUUGUCUUGCUGUCAAACUGUCAUGAAACGCCUAGUUCAAGACACAAUUAUGCGUCUAUCUUCCUAUUGCACAAAGGUGUGUGUGUGUGUGUGUGUGUGUGUGUGUGUGUGUGUGCUGUCUGAUGACUGGUUAAUGACAUACUGUGUGUGCCUGUGUGUAUGUAAGGCAGGACGUGAUGCAUAAAUUUAUGUUUUGCACUUUCACAUUUCUUGUUCACCUCUUUUUUAAUUUCUGAUGACCAAGUCAUGUAGUUAAACGGUCUUGUGAUCUAUAGUGAUGUGCUGCUACAUUCAUUGCCACUGCAUUGUUUAGUUUGCUUGUGCCAUGCAGAUAUUACAGUUAGUGGGACUCACUGAAGCCACAUAAAAACUUAAAAUCAAAAUUUCAAAGGCUGCAGUGUUGUCUGGUUUUGUUAUAUGAUGUUUGUAGAAGAAUUAUGAACUUGUAUAACUUGAGUUUUGUAUUGCUUACAUUUAUAUUCUACUUGCACUUAUAACAUAUGAAAGUACAAUAUAAAAAAAACUAAAUGUGUGUUAAACAGCUUAUACAUGAUUAUUGCAGAGGAACGUGGCACAUACCUGAAUAAUUUACAAUAACAGCCCUGGAAUUACAAAUCAAAAGAAGA